This is a messenger RNA of Anopheles bellator, 799 nucleotides long. Its product is annotated as protein-lysine N-methyltransferase CG9154. The transcript has 3 exons. The coding region runs from base 104 to 799 and encodes 231 amino acids. Gene Ontology annotation, biological process: methylation. Lineage: Eukaryota; Metazoa; Arthropoda; Insecta; Diptera; Culicidae. The record is from RefSeq and is a predicted model, not a curated record. Gene Ontology annotation, molecular function: protein-lysine N-methyltransferase activity; nucleic acid binding.
UUGAAGUAAAUUUAAGUUAGUUAAACUCUAAACAUACCAAACUGUGCUCUUCUACGUUGCGUUGGUUGAGCAAUUUUGCAGUGUUUUCCUGUUCGAUUUAGGCAUGGCUUCGACAGAGUCCAAUGCAAUAGAAAACAUUGAUGAUGGCGAACCAUGUGUGCUUCGUGAGGAUACAAUGCUAAUAUUGCAACAAUUUCUAAAAGAAAAAGAGCUAAAGGAAAGCAUGGAAACAGAAAGCAGUGAACUGAAUAAACGGUUUGAGGAAAACUGGCAAUUGAGCCAAUUUUGGUACAACGAAUCAACAAAAGAAAAACUUGCUUCAGUUGUUGAACACCUACAAAAGGAAAAACCUACUUCUGAAGGCAAAUUCAAAGUAGCUCUUUUAUCGGCUCCUUCGGCAUUUAAGCAUAUAUCGAUCGUUGUUCCGGAUGCAAUGUUGUUUGAAUACGAUGGACGAUUCGCAUUUUACGGGGAGCAUUUUCGUCAAUAUGACUACAAUCGGGCAUUUGAGCCGCAAUAUUUGGAUGAGUUUAGACACACAUUUGACUUGAUUAUUGCCGAUCCCCCAUUCUUGUCCGAAGAGUGUAUACAAAAAAUAGCGUUUAUAGUGAAAAAAAUGUCUAAGUCCCAUGGAAAACUAGUACUUUGCUCUGGAGCAGUCGUGCAGAGUUGGGCUCAACAGUAUCUGGCUGUUAAGUUGUGCCAAUUUCGGCCCGAACAUGAACGAAAUCUUGGCAACGAAUUUUGCUCUUAUGCUAAUUUUGAUCUGGAUAGCCUGUUAAAUAAAGCAAACCCAUGA